CAGGGGACGCACCAUAAACCUGUCUUCACGUUGACAAUUUUAACAUAUUAGGCAAAAUUAAGACUUGGUUCUCAUACAUUAUACUGUGUAUGUUCUUGUGAUGAAUAGGAAAUAAUAUGGCGACAUAGUAGUGUAGAUUACUUGCGAUAAAAGGUGAUUAUUCAAUGUGAGACUAGGCAACUAUGGUCAGUCUCACUAACCAAGCAAGGUGCUACCACAGCUCAGGCACCAUGAGUGAACAGUGCUACUGCCUGCGCUGGAACAACUACCAGAGCAGUGUAGUGGGUGUUCUGCGCAGCCUGCUUGAAGAAGGCCAGUUUGUGGAUGUCACCCUGGCAUGUGAUGGACGCAGGCUCAAGGCACACAAGCUUAUGCUUUCAGCUUGUUCCAACUUUUUCCGGGAACUGCUAAGAGAAAAUCCAAGUGACCAUCCAAUUGUGUUCCUGCGAGAUGUAAGGUUCUGGGAACUGGAAUCCAUCAUGGAUUUUAUUUACAAUGGACAGGUCAAUGUGAUGCAGGACCAACUACCAGGCUUCAUCAGGACAGCUGAAGCUCUGCAGAUCAAGGGUUUGGCAGCUGUUAACAAUAACAACAACAAUAUACAUGCCAAGCCUCCAGAUCCAAGGCUAUUCUGUGGUGAGGGUGGACGUUUGCCGGAACACUACUACCUGGGAGGAGGAGCAGAAGUUGGAGACCUGCACCAACCACCUCCCCUCAAACGUCCCCGUCGCCCACCUCCACCCACCCACACCCUUCUCCCUCCAAGGCCUGAGAACCCUUCCCCGGUGUCCAAGCUAGAUGAUCUCCCUUCUAAAGCUGCCAUGGCCCCCACAACUCCAGGUCAAGGGUCUCCCAAAACUUCAGCAACAACCUCAGAUCCAAGUAGGAGUGACCCUGCCACAGCCACUGCUGCCCCAGGUACCACUGCUCUCUCUGCCUCCACACCCUCAGGUGUGACCUCAAGUCCCAAAGGGGCCAGUGUUGGUGAGCGGCCAGGUGGAUUGGUGAAAUUGGAAGAAGAUCGUACCUCUACUCCAACUGAUGCCGAGUCAGAUACUGAGUUUGGAACUUCAGAAGGGACAGGAAUAAGCGGUGUGGAUGGAGGUAAAGAUGGUGAUUGGGUAUUGGGAGAGAGUCCCGCACCUCUCAGCCUUAACUUAAACUACAGUGAUGGAGGAUUUCCUGUGUGUAAGGUGUGUGGGAAGGUCUUCAAACAUCAAGGCUCCCUUGUUGCCCACUACCAGGUACAUCAACUAAGAACCAAGUGCCCAGUGUGUAAGAAGGUGUUGUCACGUCACUACCACAUGAAGGUGCAUCUAUUAACUGUUCACAAGGUGCCUGACGCAGAAAUCGAGGGACUUCUUCGAAGCCAGAACAUUGCUUGAGGAAAGAUGAUAUUAGUGUGUGCUCAGAGGCGUCUGUGUGACUGUUUGUGUAAUUGUAUUUACCAAUCUUUGGUAUUGCAGAAUUUAAUAGAGCUCGUUAUGUGAGUGUGUAUGUUUAUGCACAUGUGAGUGUGCAUGUUCAUGUGUGUGUGGAAGCAUGAUUAUUUGCUUGUGCACAUUUUUUAUUAGAUGUGCUGUGUAAGUGUAAUAUUAUGUAGAGAUGUGUAAAUAUUUGUAUUCUUGCAUCAUAAUAGUGACUAUUUUGGAUCCUAAUAAGAUAGUGUUUUAUGGUUACCAUACUUAAGAAAAUAUUUCUGAAAAUAAGCAGUACAGAAAAGUCUAGUCCAAAUACAGCUAGAGUUAUAGUUUAUUCUUUUUUUUUUCUUUCAUAUAUCUGGGAGAAUACAAUAGUUACCACAGUAAUGCAGCCAGUGGGGAAAAUAUUGAGUGACAUUAGUGUGGUAAUUGGUGCUACAUCUGUUUUUCUGUAUUUAUAAAUUUUUAUGCCAUAUCAGGAAAUUUGUUUUCACUUCCAGAGAUUAUUUCUUAAUGGUAAUCCCCAAAGAUUUUAUUGAAACAAUUUGGAUUAUGAAGUCCCAUAAUGAAUUAAAAUGCAUUGGCAUUCUUACAAAAACAAUUUUGUCAUUCUUGCCAUUGAUAGCACACCACACUUGACCUCCACUUGACCCCUCACUCUCACCAGGUGCUUUCCAGGUGCUUAAUAUAAGUGACCUUUUUGUUGUGAUUGUUCUAAAUAUUUAUUAUGUGGUUAACUUUGAAUGGAUGACUAAACAGUUACCAGGUGCUUGUAGGUGUGUGUGUGUGUGUAUGUGUGUGUGUGUGUUUUAUCUAUAAAAAAAAAGUCUAUAAAUAUAAUGAGUACAAUGGU
Portunus trituberculatus (swimming crab) is the source of this 2274-nucleotide messenger RNA. RefSeq names its product broad-complex core protein isoforms 1/2/3/4/5-like. Bases 183 to 1385 code for a protein of 400 amino acids. Gene Ontology annotation, molecular function: protein binding. The transcript is spliced from 9 exons. NCBI's taxonomy places the organism in Eukaryota, Metazoa, Arthropoda, Malacostraca, Decapoda, Portunidae. Gene Ontology annotation, cellular component: nucleus. The record is from RefSeq and is a predicted model, not a curated record. Gene Ontology annotation, biological process: regulation of transcription by RNA polymerase II.